ACGGAGGUCGGAGGGUUCGCGUGUGUCUGAUUCCUGCAGUGUCACUCGUCCGCGGCGGAAGAUCAGAACCGAAAAAUAAAGGACCCGCUUUUAUUUCUCUUUUCAUAAUUUUGUAUCGAUUUCAAUGGAUUUGUGAUUCGUUCUCUGCGCAUGCAACAGCUCACUACUACAUCUGUACAUCACCAGUAGCUGACUACCCCUUGAAGUCCGCCUUUCGACUCUCUCUCCCCUCAACUGUUUCUCUCCCUCUCUCUCUCUCUCUCUCUCUCUCUCUCUCUCUCUCUCUCUACUUUCUCUCUCUGAAAAGAUUGUUCUUGCAUUUUACCAAAUCCUACGGUCUUCAUUGAUUCUGGGUUGGGCUUGCACUUAGUGAGAGUGGCUGGCUUUUCUUUCUCUUCUAUUCUCAGCUGGUGAAUCGGACGGUCGUCAAGGCUUGAUCUUUCAUCAAAUCUCUGCUUCUUGUUUUGCUUUCUUUUGGAGAUUCACAGAGGAAGGCCGGAGCUUUUAUUGUUUCCAUGCUUCUUAUGAAAAUAAAGUAAAAAACUUGGUUGUCCAUGAAGUCACCAAACUCAUGGAUAUGGAUGUUCAAGAAAAAGAAUUCUUUUUCUGAUGGGGGUAAAAGCGGAAUGAAGAUGAAGCAGCUGUCAUUUAUGGGAGUUGUAUGUACAGUAAUGUUGUUCGUUGUGUAUAGAACCACCAACUAUCAGUAUCAAGCUUAUCAGCAGACAGAGAUGGACGCAAAGUGGAAUCCCUUUGAUACAGUGAAGGAAAUUUUUGUGACUUCGAGAAAGUUGGACGGUUUACCACGUGGCAUUAUACAACCUAGGUCAGAUUUAGAGCAAAGGCCUCUAUGGUUGACAAGUAGUUCAAGGUUAAAGGUCGGUGAUUACAGCAACCGUAACUUGCUGGCUAUUCCGGUUGGUAUUAAGCAAAAGGAUAGUGUUGAUGGCUAUUGUGGGAAAGAAAAUUUUACCGUUAUCCUAUUCCAUUAUGAUGGGAAUGUUGAUGGGUGGUGGGAUCUUGAGUGGAGCAACGACGCCAUACACAUAGUUGCCCAAAACCAAACAAAGUGGUGGUUUGCCAAACGCUUUCUACAUCCAGAUAUUGUGUCCAUUUAUGAUUACAUAUUCCUUUGGGAUGAGGAUUUGGGGGUUGAGAAUUUUCAUCCAGGAAGAUACCUUGAAAUUGUAAAAGAAGCGGGACUGGAGAUAUCUCAGCCAGCUUUGCAUCCAAAUUCAACAGAUAUACAUCAUAGAAUUACAAUUCGUGCUAAAAAAAAGAAGUUUCAUAGAAGAGUCUAUGACACCAGAGGCAGCACAAAGUGUACAGAAGCAAGUCAGGGACCACCAUGCACCGGGUUUGUGGAAGGCAUGGCUCCGGUUUUUUCAAGAGCUGCCUGGCAUUGUACUUGGCAUCUUAUACAGAAUGAUCUUGUACAUGGAUGGGGUCUGGACAUGAAACUUGGGUAUUGUGCACAGGGAGACCGUACCAAGAAAGUCGGAGUUGUUGAUAGUGAAUAUAUUGUUCAUAAGGGAAUACAAACUUUGGGAGAAGGUGGUUCGUCGACAAACAAGGUUCCUGAGAAGAAGAGUAAGAAACGAGCUGCUCCUGGGCAUGACAUGCGAAUUGAGAUUAGGAGGCAGUCUACACGGGAGUAUACAACCUUCAAAGAGCGGUGGAAUAACGCAGUAGAAGAGGACUUGAACUGGAUUGAUCCAUUUAAAAGCAGCCUAAAACGCAGGAAACAGCGUAGACGCAACAACCAGUUGAGCUCUUAACUUACAAAUCCAACAGCGUAGACGCAGCUUCAUUCAGAGGCGCUAGGUCUCGUCUAUACCCCCAUAGUUUGUGUAGCGUUUCAUUGAACCCGUAAUUAAUUCAUUAUUUGAAUUCUUCACAAGUUUUGUUCCUUGCAAUUCAGAUUUUGCCUCCCCA
Messenger RNA from Pyrus x bretschneideri (Chinese white pear), 1935 nucleotides. RefSeq lists its product as uncharacterized. The transcript has 16 exons. The coding region runs from base 555 to 1778 and encodes 407 amino acids. The record is from RefSeq and is a predicted model, not a curated record. Lineage: Eukaryota; Viridiplantae; Streptophyta; Magnoliopsida; Rosales; Rosaceae.